Molecule: messenger RNA, 1179 nt
Organism: Closterium sp. Naga37s-1
Lineage: Eukaryota; Viridiplantae; Streptophyta; Zygnematophyceae; Desmidiales; Closteriaceae
Source: the annotation of a GenBank genome assembly
AUGUUUCACCCUGUACGUUCAGACAACAACAACAAUAACGAGGAGGAUCAGGAGGACGAAGACGCACCGGACACAGUAUUCACUCGCCUGCCGAGCACGUUCGGGCAGCUCGCGAACUCCUUAACUGCUUUGGAGAUCCACGGGUGCCAUGAGCUUAAGCAGCUGCCAGCAUCGUUCACCCAGCUGACUCGCCUGCAGCGGCUGUGCAUCUCCAACUGCCAUAAGCUGAGACGCAUGCCGGCAGGGUGGGGCAACCUUCCCUCCUCUCCCCACCCCCUCCCAUCCCUCCGCCGCCUCCUCAUCCUCAAAUUCCCCCCUCUCUCCUCCCUCCCUUCCGGUCUCCACCUCCCCUCCCUACUCCACCUAGACAUCCGUGACUGUGUCAAAUUCACCAGCCUCCCUCCCUCUCCCUCGCCCUCGCCCUUCCCACCCACCCUGCAAGUCCUAAUCCUGUCCCACACGCUAAGGGACACCGGAGACAUGCAGCAGGCCAUCUCUCACCUCUCCUCCCUCCAGCACGUGCGUAUCGAACACAUCCCAACUCUCAAAACCGUUCCCGUUCUAUCCUCCCUGGAAACCCUUUCUCUCUAUGACUUGCCCCUUAUCUCCCCCCUCUCAAUACCCAACAUCCACACACUACAGAAACUCAGAAUUCUAACCCUCCACACCCUCCCCUCACUCUCCCCCCUCCCUCACUCAAUCACAGCCCUCUCUCACCUCCAGCGCCUGCAUCUCAGCUGCAUGGAAUUUUUCAACCUGCCCGAGGACCUCGGGCAGAUGCAAGGGCUGCGUGUACCAACCAUAGACACCGCGCCGAAGCUAUCAACGCUCCCCGCCUCCCUCACCCUCCUCACCUCCCUGCAGCACCUCAUGGUCUCUGACUGUGACACAUUCUCCUCUCUACCAGAAGCAGGAUUCGGCAAUCUUGCCUCUCUCAAUUCUCUCACGCUCAACAACCUGCCGCUGCUGCUCAAGCUGCCUGCGGCUGUCUCACACCUGGCUUCGCUACAGGUGCUGGAAGUGCAGGAGUGCAAAACAUUCAGCGAACCGCCCGAAGGGUUGGGGAGUGCGAGGAGUUUGCGCGAUGUGUAUCUGGAGGGGUACAGCCAGUUGGAGGAUUUGCCGGAGGCGCUGCUAAAGCAGCCAGGGCGGAUUCAGGUGAAUGUGAGAGAGUCAUGA